This is a messenger RNA of Bacillus rossius redtenbacheri, 1560 nucleotides long. RefSeq lists its product as uncharacterized. The record is from RefSeq and is a predicted model, not a curated record. Bases 510 to 1304 code for a protein of 264 amino acids. Gene Ontology annotation, biological process: proteolysis. Gene Ontology annotation, molecular function: serine-type endopeptidase activity. NCBI's taxonomy places the organism in Eukaryota, Metazoa, Arthropoda, Insecta, Phasmatodea, Bacillidae. The transcript has 6 exons.
GAAAAACAUCUACUCGGCUAUCAGUAUUCACUAGUUCCCAAUGCUAGUUCCUUAGCGAAAUCUUAUCAACAAAUACGAUUGCUUCUCCAACAAGAAAUGUAAGUGAGCAAGUGCGAUAGCAGUAUUUAUAAGAUAAAACAAAAAAAAAGUUAUUUUUACACGCCGUGAAUUUGAUGGUUGGAACUAUUUAAAUAAACUUUUGUUAGGUUAAGCAUUUUUUUUCACUUAGCAGGUCUCAGAAACAAACUGGAAAUACGAGGAACUGCAAGAAGAAUCUACCACGGAGUCAAGCCACGGAUUCUCUUCUAUAACAGUAGGUGAAUCGUUAUUUAAAUAGACACUCGCAAUGCAAGCCUCGCUUACCUCACUUCACUACGAGAAAGGUGGUUGCCCGAUCUUCGGUAGUAAUGUGUCAGCGAGAGUGUAAGUCCAUCUUUGAUAGCGGCUGAUCCCUCUAUCGGGCGAGACGUCCGAGAUUACCUCGCCCGGGUGUUGUCAUGUAGAGACAGAUGAAAUCGCUACCAACCGUCGUCGUAGAAGCUAGCAGCAAUAGGAACAAGCAUGAGUCAGGGUUUUGGCUGCGUCGUUCUAGCAGCGAUGUCAGUCUUCCAACUCGCAAUGGCCAGUGGUGCCGAUGUUCAGAUGCCACAGCGCACUUCGCUGUCGAAUAUUCCAUUCGUCAAAGGACCAAGAAUAGUUGGAGGACAACGAGCUCACCAAGGACAGUUCCCGUAUCAGGUGUCGCUGAGGCGAAAUGGCUACCACGCGUGUGGCGGUGCCAUCAUCAGCAGCACGAUGGUGCUCACAGCUGCUCACUGCGUUGCCGGCUGUCCGUCCCCCUGAGUCUCGGCAGGAACCACGUGGACCGCGUCCAGCUCGCCAUUCGCGAGAUGCCCGCCGGAACCUCGUGCACCGUGUCCGGCUGGGGCGCCACUGAGGAGAGCAACACUUGGCUUCCCGACAUCUUGAAUUACGUCAAUGUGCCAACUAUAUCGCUCACUGAUUGUGCCCGUUUUUUCGCCAUGAACUCCGCCUUGAUUUGCGCUGGAGACGUUGAAGUUGGUGGCAUCGACGCCUGCCAGGGAGACAGCGGCGGCCCGAUGGUCUGUUCCGGACUGCUGAUUGGAGUGGUGUCUUACGGAAGAGGGUGCGGCAAGCCUCGCAGUCCAGGUGUCUAUUCAUCUGUGCCGUAUUACAGUUCGUGGAUAAAUGCAGUACUUUCAUCGUCAAACACUCUCUUAGUAACACCCUUACUACCCUUCCUGCCACUUGCUAUGAAUGUUAUCAGUGCAGCAUUUCCUUGAGGCUUUAAAAGAGCAGAUUUACUGCAAAUUAUCUGUAUUUUGUAAAACAAAAAUCCUGUUUUGUAAAUUUAAAUUAUUUCAGUUAACAACUAUAAAAUUAUAAUAAAUUAAUAAUUAAUGUAACACCCAUCCAGUAGACAGUACAUUUUGUUUAUACUUUGUUACAAUACAUAUUUAACCUUUGUUUGUAUUUUGGUAACAAUUGAAGGGGACAAGUAUUGCAUCUUGUUUUCAAUUAAAGUAUUUCAACUACGUA